Saccostrea cuccullata (small rock oyster) is the source of this 401-nucleotide messenger RNA. RefSeq names its product C-type lectin domain family 3 member A-like. The annotation marks the transcript as partial. The record is from RefSeq and is a predicted model, not a curated record. Lineage: Eukaryota; Metazoa; Mollusca; Bivalvia; Ostreida; Ostreidae. The transcript has 3 exons.
AGCAUUUGCAGUGUUUUUCAUUCCAAGCUAGCAGAGCCGUUGUCAAGUCAAGAAUCAAAUUAUUUGAUGAACCAUGCUUACCAGUUGGGUGGUCAGUUUUGGAUAGGGAUUUCCGACAUAGCUGAAGAAGACAGAUGGAUUUAUUCCUCUUCUCAGCAACCAAUCACAAUCCGUGACUUCAACUCCAACAAUCCAAACGGACAAAAGAACAGUAACUGUGUAGUACUUUGGCACGAUUACCACGGCCGCUGGUCGGAUGAACCAUGUCAUUCCACCUUUUAUUUUAUCUGUGAAGCAGAAAAUGAAACCAUCGGGGAAGUCGUUGGCUGAGCUCGGAGUUUCCGAAUCCUGAUUUUUCUUUACAUGGUUUUAUUCUAAUAAAACUAUCUCUAUGUAUAACU